Suillus fuscotomentosus is the source of this 165-nucleotide messenger RNA. RefSeq lists its product as uncharacterized. Gene Ontology annotation, biological process: positive regulation of transcription by RNA polymerase II. The annotation marks the transcript as partial. Gene Ontology annotation, molecular function: ATP-dependent activity, acting on DNA; DNA binding. NCBI's taxonomy places the organism in Eukaryota, Fungi, Basidiomycota, Agaricomycetes, Boletales, Suillaceae. The record is from RefSeq and is a predicted model, not a curated record. The transcript has a single exon. Gene Ontology annotation, cellular component: nucleus.
GCUCAAGAUCGUGCUCACCGUAUCGGCCAGACAAAGGCUGUCCGAAUCCUCCGUUUCAUCACAGGGAAGAGUGUCGAAGAAGCUAUGUAUGCUCGUGCGCGGUACAAGCUCGAUAUCGACGACAAGGUCAUCCAAGCCGGUCGAUUCGACAACAAAUCAACAUAG